AUAAAAUGUGCUGAGGAUGACAGUUGUGUCUCAAUAAUUAUUCGAAUAAUUGAUUUUGAGUUAGUCGGUUAGUUUGUCUGGAUUUUUGACGAUUUUUUUUGCAAAUCGAAAUUAUGUCCGAUAGUUUGGAAGCCGAAGAGAAUCUAUACGAAAAUGAAUCAGAUUUUGAGCAAGAGCCUGAUACGGAUGAUGAUGAUGAUGACGAAGACUAUGGUUCAUCUUUACCAACACUGUCGGCAAUCGAUUAUGUGAAUGGGGCGAAAUCGAUUAUUUAUGCCAACGAGAAUAUCACCAAUCAAAAUGCUCUCGCAAUCAAUCAAAAUCUUCAAGAAUACCUGCGAGAAAUGAAACGAAAGCUGGAAUCAUUGCUUUACAACGUUCGCGAAAAGUACAAAUCAAAUGAGGUGCUUCGAGAACGGCUAAUAGACGAAACGACCACAUCGAAAAAAGACCUCAGAUGCACGUCGUUCUUUUUCUGUGGUAAGCCAUACUUCAAGCAAAUGGAUCUGUUUUCGGCGCCGGUAAACUCAGACUACCUGUACCGAAAGAAUGUCAAAAACGAAUACUUUCCCAUCGACCAUUUGGACACGUUCAAGCCGUGGAGUGCAAAGGACAAACUGUUUUUGGUGAACGGAGUGAAGGAGCAAUUGUUGACAUUUUUAAUGUCGAAUCAGAGAGACGCUGCUAGAAAUGUGAAGUCGAACACGAGACACGGAGAGAAAACGCGCAAAUCGAUAUUGGAAGACCGGUCGCUGCAAAGUAAAAAGUUGACCGAAUUAUUCGAAUUGGCCAAGGGAAGCAAUUUUGUGAUUGACUGGUUCACAAUAUCGACCAAGCAUUUGGAUGAACGACACUCAACACUGGAAUGUAUGGGAAUAUGGAUGAACAAUUUGAUACCAUCGUUAAACCGCUCGAAAUGGACGGACCAGGACGAUGAAAAACUGCUGGGAAUCGCUGACGAAUAUAAUUGCCAAAAUUGGAAUCAGAUCGGCAAGGAAUUGAACGGUCGUUCCGGUUACGAUUGUGUUAUACGUUAUCAGGGACUGAUAAACGAUCACAAUGUAUUGAAACAUUGCCGAUGGACGAAGGAAGAAGAUGAGGUGUUGAGGGAAGCAGUCGAAACGUGUCGCAUUGGUAGCUUUAUACCCUGGACAAAGGUAACCGACAGACUGCCUAUGCGAUCGAAAAUGCAAGUUUAUCACAGAUACAUGUUCACCCUCAAUCCGAGUAUAAAGAAGGAGAAGUUCACAGUCGAAGAAGACUGCAUCAUAACAGCAGCAGUAAAACAGUACGGCACAAACUUCCACAAGUUUUCUACGAAUCUGCUACCCGGAAGAACUUUGGUUCAAAUUCGCCAUCGGUACACAAAUGUUCUGAAGCAUGUGGACAAUUUCAAAGAGUGGACAGUCGAAGAUGACAUAAGACUGAUGGAGCUCACAAAAGAAUUUGGUGCCUCCGAUUGGGUGAACAUUUCCAAGCAACUCGUCCAUCACACAAGACUCAGCUGUCGUUCACGUUACGUCACCAUCUCAAAAUUUUUGGAAAAGAAUCCCAACAGCGAAGUGAAAGAUGUGCCGCGACGAGCACGAAAGCUAUCGACUAAUGUAAAAGAAAACAAUUGGAUGGAAGAGAUUGUGAACUACAAAAAAAAGUUGCACGCUGACGAAGCCGCGCAAAGUCGAGAAGGCCAGCCAGCAACUGCUGCCGGACAAGAUUUCCACGAAUUUUUCAAGUUUUCCUACAAUUUCGAAUUGAAGCAACUAUGCGAAGCUGACGAACCGGCUUCCGAUAAAUGUCGAGCCAUCAGCCACAUACUGCAGAACACUGUCUAUCCAAAAGAUCAUAAACUGUUGUACGGUCCGACCGAUUGCCGUAUCGAUAUGGCAUCGAUGAUCAGCUGUGAUGAUACCAAAGAAUACAUGCUGCCACCUAGUCGGAGCACAGCACUAAUGCUACGUGGACUAUCCGUUCUCUAUCCGAAUACGGAGAAAAUGCCUGAAAGCGUUCCCGCAGACUCACCGGCCUUACAACUGUUUAAGAAACGAUUUUUCUUGUUGCUGUAUAGUUCGGCAGUUGCCUCGUACACCACAAUGCCAUCCACUCGGAGACAAUCGACAGACACCGGCGAUUCUCCAGCGAAACGGAGAAAAUGCUAGUUUUGGAUAAUUUUGAAUUUUUAGUUAUAAUCGUACAGCUGUACUGUGAAUAUAUGAAGAACAAAUAAAUUCUAAUUCGGUUCAUAAUUGUUGA
Bradysia coprophila is the source of this 2250-nucleotide messenger RNA. It is a transcript of the gene Pbp95, whose product is annotated as proximal sequence element A Pbp95. Gene Ontology annotation, biological process: snRNA transcription by RNA polymerase III; snRNA transcription by RNA polymerase II. Gene Ontology annotation, cellular component: snRNA-activating protein complex. Gene Ontology annotation, molecular function: RNA polymerase II cis-regulatory region sequence-specific DNA binding; RNA polymerase III type 3 promoter sequence-specific DNA binding. Lineage: Eukaryota; Metazoa; Arthropoda; Insecta; Diptera; Sciaridae. The record is from RefSeq and is a predicted model, not a curated record.